Molecule: messenger RNA, 846 nt
Organism: Entrophospora candida
Lineage: Eukaryota; Fungi; Glomeromycota; Glomeromycetes; Entrophosporales; Entrophosporaceae
Source: the annotation of a GenBank genome assembly
AUGUCGCACCAUAGACAGUCGAUAAAUCGUAAAAAUUCACAUCCAAAAUUUAUUAAUAUCGAAAAAUCUUGUGAAUUCUUGCCUGUUGACGAUAAGUCAAUGUCUAUAAUGGAAAUUGUAGAAGUUUUAUCACAACAUAUAUGGAAUGGCAAAUUUUCUUCUCCUGUGAAAAAAACAUUAAAGAAUGGCGGUGCAUCUGUAAUAGACAUUGGAUGUGGACCUGCGACUUGGUUAAUGUUUAUGGCAGAAGAAUUUCCAAAGUCAUCAUUUGUUGGAAUUGAUAUAGUAAUUGAUUUGAAUGAUUCUAAAAAAGAAUUACCAGAAAAUUUAGCAGUAAUUGAACAUAAUAUAUUUGAUGGUUUACCAUUUCCAGAUGACACUUUUGAUUUUGUUCAUCAAAAAAGUAUGCUAGGUUCACUAACAAUUGAUCAAUGGCCUUUUGUAAUUGAUGAGCUGAUACGUAUAACUAAACCUGGUGGUUGGAUUGAAUUUAUGGUAAUUAUAACAAAAUACAAUAAUGAAAUCACAAAAUUACGCAAAUCACGUGGUAUAAUAGAUGGAUCAAUUUAUAAAUAUAUUGAAGAAAAACUAACAACUUCUGAUAAAAUAAUUGAAAUAGAUCAUCCAAUGAAAAAAUUUCCAUUAGGUGGUCAUGGUAUAGUUGGUGAAAUGUUCAGACAAGUUAUAACUGAUUCAAUAGAAACUAUUAGACCUUAUCUUUCAUCAAUUAUGGGGAUAAGUUUAGAAGAAUAUGAUGAAAUGAUUAGGCAAUGCCAUUUAGAAGAUGUUGAGUAUAAAACUUACAUAAAAAAUUAUAGAAUAUAUGGAAAGAAAAAAGAUAAUUAA